Messenger RNA from Actinia tenebrosa (Australian red waratah sea anemone), 2397 nucleotides. Its product is annotated as QRFP-like peptide receptor. Lineage: Eukaryota; Metazoa; Cnidaria; Anthozoa; Actiniaria; Actiniidae. Gene Ontology annotation, biological process: G protein-coupled receptor signaling pathway. The record is from RefSeq and is a predicted model, not a curated record. Gene Ontology annotation, cellular component: membrane. Gene Ontology annotation, molecular function: G protein-coupled receptor activity.
GACCUUUUGACACACAGGUGGAAAGCGUGUGGUGGACCUUAGCCAAUUUCGCAUCUAGAUCUGGAUUGUGAAUAUUUUCCUCUUCUAAUGCUCGCGAGCUCAGCGUGGGAUUCAUUGUUAAAGUUCAGGUGUUCUCUUACAUUACCAUGAACGAGUAUUUAUUGGUUUUGUUACAACUUAAUAUUCUGUCAGUCAGUUCAACGCUAUAAAAGCAAAGAGUCAGUACAUCCCGUCACAACAAGCUCCGUUAUUAUCAUAUGCAGGUCGAUAAGUAAAGCGAUUCRAAGCGAUGGAAAAUCAAAAACAUAACUUUUCUAAUCUCACCGAAGAAGCGGAAGGAAUAAAAGACGAUGAUUCACGACUCGGAGGAUUUCAGGCAGCUACGGAUGUUCCGCUUCUUUCUAUUGGUCUUUUGUCGUUUUUGACAAACUUGUUUAUCAUCACAACAAUCCUUAGAAGACGAAAUCUACGAACAACUAGCAAUCUUAUUUUGGUCAGUUUAGGGAUUUCCGACCUCCUGACCGGUUUAGUUGCCGUACCGCUUCAAAUAACCUGUUCUGUGGUGCUGGACAGAGGAUUGUGCAUCGCAACUGCCAUCUUCACAAAAUUUAUUUCCAUCUCUACAAUCGUCCACAUCUCUAUUAUCACAGUGGAUUGGCACAUAUUCAUAAUCCAUGCGCUUCGAUAUCACGUCUUAGUCCGCAAGAGAUACGUUUUAGCAACACUUUUCGUCGUCUGGCUGAUCAAUUCAGGAAUCGCGUUAGUGCGCCUCGCUUGGGCCUUGGAGAUCAAUGUCACUGAAGACGAAGACGACAAACUGCACAAUAAAGAAACUCAAUAUAACUUAUUCUGCCUUGGGAUUUUCUGCCUCCUGCUCAUGACCAACAUCAUCUUGGACGUCAACAUGCUGGUUGUCCUUGGUAAACAAGUAAAUAAAAUUAUCAAGCACAAUCUGACCCGUGAAUGCCUCGUCCAUGAAAACCGUAUGCGAUCCAACCAACGCAGGGCGGUCAUCAUGUGUGUUUUGAUGCUGGUAAUCAACGUCAUCCUAUGGUUGCCCUACUUUACGUACGAUCUUUGGCAAGAUCAAGGCGCAUGGGUGCUCAGUUUGGAAGGCGAGUAUGUUAUUCUUAGCGUACGAGUUCUAAGCUCAUUGUUGAAUCCCAUUAUCUAUACGAUUGGUCAAAGAACUCUUCGAAAAGUGGUUGUCAAGAAGUUGCGUGUUGCUUUUGCGUGUAAACAAAGCCAGGAGUUUAAAACUGAGGAAAUUCCGUUGAAUGAGAUCACAAGAAACUGAUUUAAAUCAACGAGACGUUUUCCAUGCUCGGUUUUAUUGAAACUAUCUAAAAGCAUACGGUGGGAUGGACUCUGUUAAAGUGUAAAACUAAAGAAAUUUCUUUGAAUGAGAUCACAAGAAACUGAUUUAGAUUUUAGAUCGACGAGACGUUUUCCUUGCCCUGUUUUAUUGAAGCUGUCUAAAGUGGGACGGACUCUGUUAAAUGCGUUUUACGAGAGAAUGCCAAGCGUAAUAGGGCUUUAUGGUGUAGGUGGAGCUAGAGUUUUUAUCGCGUCAAACUCGGCAUCGAGAUAUAAUUUUGUGUAAAUAAGUUCCUAAAAACAACAAUGGCAAUAACAACGGUUACAACAACAAAAUCUGAAAAACUAAUAAAGAAAGAGGCACAAAAAGAAACAUUAUUAUUCUUUUGGGUUUUUUGAGACCGUUUAAAUGAGACUUCUUCUGGAUUAAAGAAAAGUUAAAACUGAGCAUGCAUCAAGAAUUAAAAAGGAAGAAAAAAAGCAUUUUAAAAAGAGAGAGAAGAGACUAAUCAUCAAGGAACUGAUGGAACUAGUUCUUGUUCCUCGAGGCUUGGCGGCAGGAGAGCACAAACAAUUUCAAGAUGUCUUGAAAAAAUCCCUGCAGAACCCCGACAAGUACAAAGACUAGAUUAUAGAAUUAUAUUUCAAACUUGAUAUCUUUUCAAGUAUACAUCCAAAAUAUGAUUAACGACUCUUGCUCCAAGGCUCAUUUCUAGGUUCCGAUUCUCAGUCUAAGACUAAACUCAUAACUCAAUAUUCCAAAAAUCAUUGACAGCUAUCCCUGCUAUUUUCAAGUAUGCUGUCUGCACUGUUAAUUCAAUCUGGUUUAUCGGAAUACUGGGUAGUAAUUUACUUCCUCGACUUUUAUUAAAAAGUUGUUUUGUCUCAGACUAUAAUUUAACAAAGGUAAUGAGUUUUCGGUGUUCCUAUUUAACUUUUAGGUUAUUAAUUAGAAGUAAAAGGAAUGCGAAGGUGUGAUAUCGUGUCUUAUGAGUGGGCAUCUUGUAGUUAAUAAAUUACACCGAUAAAUAUAGAUUUUAUGGUCUAGCGCCUGUAAUAAAAGUGAUGUUUUUAGGGGAA